CACAAGUUAACAACAAACACACAUACACACGAACACACACAUACAUAUAUAUAGUUUUUUGCUUAAAAUUCCAAGCAGUUUAAUUUCGGUUAGAGCGAGGCAGUUAGUUGAGAGUUUUAGGCUUUGCUAGUGAUAUUUAGCAAGCAGUUUUAGUUGCGUCUAUAAGUAAACAAAAAACGAAAUGGAGAGCUAUUCGCCGGAUUUGCUAUGGAUGGUCGUUAUAGGCUUCCUUAUAGCCUUUGUGCUGGCCUUUGGCAUAGGCGCCAACGAUGUGGCCAACUCCUUCGGCACUAGCGUGGGCUCUGGCGUGCUAACCAUACGUCAGGCCUGCAUUUUGGCAACCAUUUGUGAAAUUUCUGGCGCUGUGCUAAUUGGCUACAAGGUCUCGGAUACGAUGCGCAAGGGCAUACUCGAAGUAAGCCUGUAUGAGGGCGCCGAGGAGGUGCUCAUGCUGGGCUGUGUGGCGGCAUUGGCUAGCAGCGCUGUUUGGCUGCUGGUUGCCACGUUUCUGAAGCUUCCCAUAUCGGGCACGCACAGCAUUGUGGGCUCCACCAUUGGUUUCUCGCUUGUGGCACGCGGUCUGCAGGGACUCAAGUGGUCUACGUUGGGCACCAUUGUGGGCUCUUGGUUCAUAUCGCCGGUGCUGAGCGGCGUGGUGAGCAUUCUGCUGUUUUUGGCUAUACGUCGUUUUAUAUUGCGCGCCCAGGAGCCGCUCAAGGCGGGCUUUCGCUCGCUGCCCAUUUUCUAUGGCGUUACGUUCUUCAUCAAUGUCAUCAGCGUCGUUAUGGAUGGACCCAAGUUGCUGUAUAUGGAUAACAUACCCACUUGGAUUGCUGUGAGCACCAGCAUGGGCUUGUCGCUGUUGGUGGCAUUGCUUACGCAACUGGUGGUGGUGCCGCUGCAGCGUCGCUCAAUUGCCAAGAAGCUGCGCGCUGAGCAGCCAGUCAAGUUUAAUUUUGAAGAUUCAGUGGAAUCGUCGCCGUCUGGCAGUCCGAAGAAGCAGCGCCGUCCACUCUCGCUGGUCAGCGAGGGUAAACCACUGCCGGCUAUAGCUGAGAUCACUGAGCUGGUCUCAAUUAGCGACAACUCGCCCAGAACCUUUAAGCUGGCGCCGUUUGGGCUUGCUGGCAAGAACAACAAUGCUAACGUGGAGGAUUACAAAAUCAAUCCGGAGCUCAUACGCAAGGCUGAGGAUCUGUUGGGCAAGGCCAGUUUGGAUAACACCGAUUUGACGGUGACAAGCCUGAACUACAUCGAUGAGCAGCAGCUGCAGCAAACUGGACGCAAGCUGCAGGAAUGUUUCAAGCGUGUGCAGUCGCCCAAGGAGGAGCACAAGCCAAAGGAAGCGGCAGCUGCAGCUGGUAGUGGUACCAACAACAAUCUGCAGGUGGUGGAGAGUGCAGCCAGCUUGGAACUAAUGCUCAACAAUACGCUAUCGCCCAACUCCAGCAAGGUGCCGCUGAUUGAGAGCAAAGAGGCGCUGCAUGAGCAGGAUGAGGAGUACAAGCGCCAAGCCGAGCAUCGCACAAGCAGCGGCGAAGAAACUCAGGAGAUAUCCAUGCUGUUUUCGUUCUUGCAAAUCCUAACGGCCACCUUUGGCAGCUUUGCGCACGGCGGCAACGAUGUGAGCAACGCCAUUGGACCACUGAUUGCGCUCUAUAUGAUCUAUCGCGAGGGCUCGGUUAUGCAGCAGGCGGAGAGUCCCAUUUAUAUUUUGAUCUAUGGUGGCAUUGGCAUCUCUGUGGGCCUGUGGCUUUGGGGACGACGCGUGAUUGAAACGAUUGGCAACGAUCUAACAAAGAUUACCUCAUCGACUGGCUUUACAAUUGAAGUUGGUGCCGCCAUUACCGUUCUGCUGGCCAGCAAAAUUGGUUUGCCCAUUUCGACGACGCACUGCAAAGUCGGUUCGGUGGUAUUUGUGGGUCAUGUCAGCGCUGCGGGACGCAAACAGAAGCGACAGCAAGCACAGCCGGAGGAGCAGGAGCAGACUGCUGCUGCAGUCAUGGAGGAUGGCAGCGUCGAUUGGCAUUUGUUUCGAAAUAUUGCCUAUGCCUGGAUUGUGACCGUGCCCGUGACCGCCUUGCUCAGUGCUGGGAUGAUGUAUGUGCUCUGCGCCAUUGUAGUGGAUGAUAUGUCAGGGCAGGGUGCGGAUCAGCUGGUGCAGCUGCAGCAUAAUUAUUCAAUUAUUAAUAAUAAUACUUCGUAAUUGUAACCAGUUGACAAACGCAAAACUUAAGACAAAAACUAAAAUCGAGAAAAAAACAAAAAUUUAAACAUAACAAAAAUUACUCACCUAACUAAUCAAAAGUAAUGGAAAAAAGUAAAGGAAAAAAAAAAAAGUUUUACUUAAUGUCUAGAUUGUCUGAGCCUAACUGAUAUUCAUAUUGUUUAUAUAUGUAAACAUAUACACAAACAUACACACACACACACACACGUGCAGCAUUUCUUUUAUAAUUGUAAAAUAUGUUUCUUACUGUUUAGUUUCGAAAAAUGUUCAAAAGUGCAGCGCAUUCCUUUUUUACAAUAACAAAUAAUUUGCUGUGCAAUUUGUUUUAAUUACAAACAUUUGUUUAGGCCAAGCUGCAUAGA
Messenger RNA from Drosophila busckii, 2589 nucleotides. It is a transcript of the gene NaPi-III, whose product is annotated as sodium-dependent phosphate transporter 1. Gene Ontology annotation, cellular component: membrane. The coding region runs from base 182 to 2206 and encodes 674 amino acids. The record is from RefSeq and is a predicted model, not a curated record. Gene Ontology annotation, molecular function: phosphate transmembrane transporter activity. NCBI's taxonomy places the organism in Eukaryota, Metazoa, Arthropoda, Insecta, Diptera, Drosophilidae. Gene Ontology annotation, biological process: phosphate ion transmembrane transport. The transcript has 5 exons.